AUGGUGAGGGAGAACAAAAUCAAGAAGACCAGAAAGAUGCGUGGACACGUGUCACAUGGGUAUGGGCGUGUUGGCAAGCAUAGAAAGCAUUCUGGAGGAAGGGGGCUUGCCGGAGGGUUUGGCCACAUGAGGAGCUACUUUGACAGGUUUCAUCCGGACUAUCAUGGCAAGAGAGGAAUGAGGGUGUAUCACAGGAGCAAAGAGCAUGAGUAUGCGAAGCCAAUCAGCUCAGCAAGGCUGUGGGGGCUGAUUCCGAAGACGCAGCGGAACGAGUACCUUGAUAACGACAGGGUGCCUGUGAUUGAUGUGAGGGAGUUUGGCUACCAUGUUGUUAUUGGAGGGAAACUACCGCUCGAAAGGCCGGUGAUAGUGAAGGCAAGGCAUUUUUCUGAGCCGGCAAAGGAGGAGAUAACAAGAACCGGAGGAAAGUGGAUAAUUACCUAUUAA
Ordospora pajunii is the source of this 447-nucleotide messenger RNA. Its product is annotated as ribosomal protein. Gene Ontology annotation, molecular function: structural constituent of ribosome. Gene Ontology annotation, cellular component: cytosolic large ribosomal subunit. Bases 1 to 447 code for a protein of 148 amino acids. The transcript has a single exon. NCBI's taxonomy places the organism in Eukaryota, Fungi, Microsporidia, Ordosporidae. The record is from RefSeq and is a predicted model, not a curated record.